Symbiodinium sp. CCMP2592 is the source of this 8649-nucleotide messenger RNA. NCBI's taxonomy places the organism in Eukaryota, Dinophyceae, Suessiales, Symbiodiniaceae. The record is from the annotation of a GenBank genome assembly.
AUGAUGCAACGGCUUUUCAUCCAAGGUGUCUAUCUAGACAUCUUCUCAGUGAUGAAUGCUCCACCGCCUCCUGUUGUUUCCGCAGCUGGUAACCGAGCAAAUGUGCUCGUGAUGCAUCCAAGAUGCUACAGGUUCUUUGAGGAACUUGGCGCUUUCUCGCAAGUGCUCUUUUCUGGAGACGACCUCACCAUAGAGCAACUUCAAUAUAUAGCUGAUGUAGCUGUGGGCGAACCUCAAGUGCACAAGGGAGUCUUCGUACCACCUGUUCUUCCAGCUGUCACUCAUGGAGUAAACGUCGCGGCUGGGUCUUUGCAGAUCCAACUCACUGCUACAGAUGGCCCAGCUUUGAACGACGGCUCUCUUGGUGGUGGUCUUUCCAGCUUGGGCUUUGUUGGCCCCCAUGUGGCCCCUCCUGCGGGUACUUAUCUUGGACAUCAGGAUGAAGGAUUUCCACUAACGUAUUCAGCGAUUCUGCAUGAAACAGUGGCAAUUGAGCUCCCUUGCACUGGUCAGAACAACACUUUCUUCAAUGCGACAGUUCCAUCAAAUGGUCCAGGUGCAAUCAGCGAUGUUCGUGUGCAGACUCGGACCGUUGGCAUCACCGGUGGCACCACCGUCGUUCAGCCUACAACAUCUGGUCAGCGCGACGAGCUGGUGCUCAACUAUUUAUCAAAGCAUUGCGACAUAAUUCAACCAGAGGGCAGAUUAGAUGAUGGGGCUAUGUAUUGGGAUGAUAUCUAUCGCUCUUUCUCAGCCUUUGAGAAAUCACCUCUACGUUGCAGUGUUAUGAAUGUUUCGUUCAACACCUUCACGACCAAGCAGCAAAUGGAUUUCUACAUCGGCAUCCAGAAUGAGUUUGACCGAGGCAAUUCUACAGAUAGCAAGCUGAUCAACAUGCGGUUGUACGCUCUUCUAGCAGCAGGCAUCGAGCUACCACUUUCUCGCUCUCACCUCGCAGAUGAGCUUUCGAAGUUGACGCCAGGCAAAGACUUGGUAUACUCCGUCAGUUCGCUCACUCCGGGUACGAAGGAUGAGAUUGUUCAUGCUCCUCCUCGUGCGAAUGAAGUAUUCCUUCUCGAAACAGCUUUGGUUUUAUCUGCGUACAGAUUCUUCCACAUCCACUUCGAAAUCUUGUAUUCCACGCUGCUUGUCUUUCAGCUCGCAUGGAACGUGCUUCCAUUUGACGAGUUUGUCAGAACAUUCCCAGACAAUAUCGCCAAUGGUGCUGGUGGUGCAGAAGAAAUGCUUGUUUACGAUGCUGAUGGCAAUCACGUCAAGGCAUCUUCUUCCAAGCAUGCUGCUCUCUACCUACCAGGCAGCAUCUGUUUGGCAUAUCUGGGUUACCACUUGAUGGUGUUACGACUCUUCAAAGCUAUUGAUCUUGAACACUGCGAUCCAGGCGCCUUCGACGGAAGCGCGCUGUUCUGCGUGCAAGGCGAGACUCAUGGGGCGGCGGCUCUCACCAGCAACCUGCUGGGUCGUGGCAGCAUGCAGACCCGGCAGCAGCCCAGCAGCCAUUCGCAGGGCCGUCUGGGAACUGGGGACACUGCCGAGCCAGCAAACGGCACGGGCGACCUUCUGCGAUUUGUGCAGCGCCUGGCCAACACUAUCCGGAGAUCAGAGGGAAAGCUCCGGAAGUGCGAGACGGAGCGGAAAGAGGUGAACGAUCAGUGGCAGGCCUACCAGAAGGAGCUGCAGAAGUCUUUCAUCCGAGAAAGACCGCGGCACAAGGACAUGACUGCGAAGCUCAAUGGCGAGUACGAGGAGCUCCUCAAACAGAAGGAGGAGGCGAUUGCCGAGCUGCAGGCGAUCUUCACCAAGCCCGAGGAUGCCGACGACCCAUGGGCGGAGUUGCCGAGCCUGCUAGCUGGUGCAGUUGGAAGUGGGACUGCGCUUCGCGAGUCGGCCAGGGAGCAACUGAUGCAGGCCCUUGGGGUUCAUGCCGCGGGGCCAGUCGGGACAGCAGCACCUACCACGCCUGUGCGACGACGGCCGCCGGACGUGGCACACACGCCUAUGAACAAGAAAAUGGAAGGGCAGGAGGCAGCCGAGAAGGAGAUGGCACCUGCGAACAUGGCAGCCUGGAAGCGGCCAACGACCCGCUCAAGAUCACGAUCACAGGCCCAUGGCCCUCGAAUGAGCGUCAAGCACCACACUACUGGUCCGGUGCAGACGACCAAGCCUGGGACAUUGGCCCAGAAGUUGGAAGAAAAGAGAGCAGCUGCGGCUGCGGAGCCCCCAGGGCCCAUCCCGGAGAGGAUGAACUCGAACGAGGAGGACAUGUUGGGAGCCUUGGGCCAGGGCAACAGGCCGGAGGACCCGGGCCACGGUGAGUGCUAUGAUGACACUGGUGGGCCUCCUUUUGUUUUCGACAGUGACGACCCUUUUGCGCCCUAUGACCCGGGCUCGAACCAGGUGCCGCUGGCGAGUGCUGUCCCUGGAAACCAGCUGCACAGGAAGGGCCCAGAUCUUGGCCCCAGAACAGAUUUGGAAUUCUGGGCAAGCGGCCAGCACCCACCACGAGAGCAGCUGGCGAGGGCAUAUGCUGACUACGUACGGAGCCAGCCAGUUGAACAUAGUAGUGGAGAAGCGAGACCUCAUGCGGUGCCAGCGGAACUACCAGCGCCCGGAGAAGCCGUGGAGGAGAUCGCCACGGUUCACGUUACCAUGUGGGUGACGACACCCUAUUACGAGGGUGAAGUGGUGGAUGCGGAAAUGGGCCUCCCAACUACUGUGGAGCGUAUGACCUCGACCCUGAAGAACUCGGGCGCUGUGAUGCCGGACUACGCGAGCACCUUUGCGCCAGUGACACCCCAGUUGGGAGCUGACUUCGGCAGCUUCAUCGCAUAUCCUGCGUGGCUGCAGGAAACGGAUAAGGUUGCCGUUGUCAUUGACAGCACAGCCAUCAACGGGGGCGUCUUUGGGGCUUACCUGGAGAACCCGGUCACGCGAGAGGAUAUCUUGAUGACGGGCCGUACCUAUACGGCAUUCUGUGGAGGGCUGAUCAAAAUCAUGCCGCAGGGGGACCUGGAGGUGUCUGCUGAAGAGGCGUUGAGCAUUGAGCAUGGCGACGCCUGGGUCAGUGUUCCGGGGGAAAGGCUCCUGCAUCUGGCCCAUCGGGGCCGAAGAGUUUGGGGCCAGGUAGCAGUCCUCGACGGCAUCGGCCAGUACCCGCAGACCGAGCCGGUGAUUUUCUUGGAUCUACGAGGAUUGGCAUUGUUCCCGCAGUGGACGCAGAUCCAAGGAACGAUAUUUCGUCCGCUGUAUUACGAGACACUGGAGAUGCCAGACCUGCCUGGCUGGGUCCUUAUGGUGUCUGGUGUCAAGCCAAGGGACGACGGUGUCAACAUUGAGGUUGCUACUGGAGAUGUCCUGGUCUUCUACCUGGAAAAAGAGGCAGGAAAUGAUGACCACGGCCCGCGGGAAGAGAGCCAAAGUUCGUCUGGAGAAGGUGACCCGGACGAUAGAAGUAGUGGCACUCAUGCCCUUCCUGACUCCAGCGACCUAUCCACUCCAAGCCCUUACGAUGGCCCACCACGAGGGCCGCCACCACCAACUCCGACGGAUGAGAGAGAGGACGACAGAGCACCACAAGAUCACCUGCCGGCGAGAACGAUUGAUCUCACUCGCGCGUGCUUGGCCUUCCCACGUGGGUUUGAUACAUUGUGGCCAUUGUUCCGCCCAUGGGAGUUAUCUUGGAUGGCGUGGGACUUCGGAGAGGUCCCUUUCAAUGAGGCGGCUCGGCAAGCGAUGGCGGCAGCGAUCUCGGUGGAUGGUAUCCUCCCGGAGAUUGAACGGCACCCGCCGAAACUCCUCGGGGCUGCCAUCGCCCUGAUUGGUGUUUUAGGCGGCCGCCUGCUGGGGGCAGAUGACGUGCCAUGGCCUGUUCAGGGACCUGCUGCAUUGGCAGCAGAACAAAUAGCUGUGGCUUCGCCCCUGCUGUGGAUAGUGCAGGCAAGAGCUGCAAUGCCCUGGAUGGACUGCACUCUUCAUGUGGAUUGCCUCGCGGCAGGCAGAGCGACAGUUGGAGCAUGGGCACCAUACGAUGAUUUCGCGGUCAAGGUGCACCACCUCGAGCUUAUGAUCCGAGAGUUGGACGGAAUCCACCUGACUGUCGAGCAUGUCAAGGGCCAUGCUGGCCAUGGUUGGAAUGAGGUGGCCGAUGCUGUGGCCAAGAGCGCGGCGGCAGGUACCCACCACUACGCCCAGCCACCCCCGGAGGCGUGUAGGGCCCUAUGCGAAGAGAACCUUGCAUGGGUCGGCACGGAACUGGCGGCCAUCCGUAGCGGGGCACUUCGUGUCGAGCAGGGCGAGGCUGUGGGAUUCUACAUCUCCGCCUGUUCCUUCAAUGUCCAAGGGCUGGGCCAACAUCAUCGCUACUUGGAAGAGCAGUUCGACCACCAGCAGUAUAACAUCAUUAUGCUGCAGGAAACACGGUACUGGGGUGUAUCCAUAUGGGUGAGCAAGACUCAUGGCCUCCUGCAGCUGGGCAACAAGGCGGUGAUCCCGCGGGAGGAGGACAUCAGCGUUCGGAUCAGCUCCCCCCGGAUCCUCGCUGUGGUGGUACGUGUCGGCAAGACCAAGGUGGGUCUGAUUUCGGCGCAUUGCCCUCAUCCCCAACGAACUGCGGAGCGUACAGAGUUUUUGGCGGACUUCCGAAAUAUCCUGCAGGAACUACGCCAUACACAGUGUAAUACACAGAUCAUGGUCUGCGGGAUCGACAUGAACGGCAGACUGCCCCUGGGACUUGAGGGCACGACGGGGGACCUUGAUGAGUUUGACGAGCCGGAUGACACUGGUGAAUUGUGUGCUGGCAUCAUGGAGGAAGCCGGAGUGUGGGCACCGACGACGUUCUCCCACAUCCACCAAGGUGAGCCUGCCACGCACUGUCAUCAUACCGGAUCGGAAAGCCGCAUCGACUAUAUCCUCCUUGGUGGCCAUGCAAAAGUUGAUGCUACUCGUAGCAAAGUCAACAGAGAACUUGACAACGGGAGCCCCAAUUUGGAUCACUGGGCUGUGGAGCUGGCAAUGCAAGGCAGGCUGGAGGACCCGACAAGGAGGCCGCGACUCCAAAGGCCCAGGUUCGAUCUAGAAAAGAUGGAGACUGUGGAGGGCAAGGCAAUCAUUGCGGCAGCCUGUGCCUCUUUCCCGCAACCAGCAUGGGAAGUCCAUCCAGACCAGCAUUGCCAACAAUUUCAAGACCACAUGGUUGCCACUUUGCAACAGCAUUUUUGCAGACCUGAUGUGGGAAACAAGGCCUCGUACAUACCAGAUGAGGUUUGGCCCCUUCGCCAGCAAAAGCAGCACCUCAAAUGGCGAACACGUGGGCGACUACAGGAAAGACUGGAGACGAGGCGACGUGCAAUGCAACAAUGGAGGGGCGACGCUGCUUGUGACUUUGCUGCCUUUGUUGCGAAGCACACCCUCCUCUACGAGCUGACAGCAGGAGCGAUUCAGAUUGCCACGAGGCGAAUCAGGGACAAGAUUGCGGCGGCCAAGGACCGCUUUCUUCGCAGUGUGGCAGCCAACGGGCCACAGUCUGUCACUGCCAUCAUGCAGAGGGCCAAGCUGGCGACUUCUGCGGCGGAUCGUGACCAGAUUUGGCUCACCUACUUCGGGGAGCAGGAGGUGGGCAAGAUCGUCAGGACUGCUGACUUCCUCUCCAUGUCAGCCACCAGCGAGGACAGGGUCAGAGAUGAUUGGAGUUGGGAGCUACUGCCCAGUGUCACAGACAUUGAGGCGGUUUUGAGGUCCACACAGCCGCGGAAGACGGCUGGCCUCGACCUUAUACCAAGCGAUUUGGUGCGCACGUGUCCCAGUGAGUUUGCCUGUGCGAUCCAGCCGCUCUACCUGAAGACGUUGGUUGGUGGGAGGCAACCCCUUCAGUGGCGAGGUGGCAUCCUGUAUGAGGCCUUCAAGGGUUCUGGUACACAGUGCGACACGGUGAUGCGAUCGAAGAUCAACGAGUGCAUGGAGAACUUUUUGCACCCGAUGCAUUGUGGUUCUCGGAAGGGUAUGCCCACCCUUUUCCCCUCGCUGUUCGUCAUCGAGCACCUCCGCUGGUGUGCCCGGACCAAGCAGAGUGCGGCCAUCAUCUUUGUCGACACGCGGUCUGCGUAUUAUAGAUUGGUACGUCAGAUUGCGACGGGCGACUUGACGGUUGACCGCCAGGUGGAGGCGCUGUUCCAUAGAUUUGGUUUGGAUGGCAGCGAUAUAGCAGACCUCCGAGACCUCAUCCUGAGUGGAGGGAUGCUGGGUGAGGCUGGUGUUCCGGAUCCCAUCAGGGCUGCUGCUUGGGAUUUCCAUCGGGACUCGUGGUUUACCACGCGGUACUCCAGUGGCGAGGCUAUCUGCCGCUCGACAGCAGGCUCCAGACCGGGUGCCUCAUGGGCUGACUGCAUUUCUGCUGUCAUAUAUGCCCGCAUACUCUACCGAGUGCACGAGCAGAUGGAGGGUGAAUGCAUCAACUUCAGCCUUUACUUGGGCAUGGCGUCUGGACCCUUUGAGUGCGACCCGUGUGAGAACCCGCAGUCUGUGUGGGACACCACUUGGGCAGACGACAGUGCGUUUGCACUGACGGCUGAUGGGGCUGACCAGCUUGCCGUGCGCACUGCGCGGGUGGGCUCCAUGGUCAUCACGGCCCGAAAGUCGGGGCGACCAGAGCUACGAAUGGAAGACCUGGGCGAAAGCCUUCAGAUCGUCCCCUACUACAAGCAUCUGGGCUGUAUGGUGGAUCCGACCAUGAAAAUGGCGCAUGAGAGUCGGCACAGAACGGCGCUGGCCGCCGCAGCCUAUAACAAGGCCAAGGACCUCCUCCUGCAGAACAGAGACCUGACUUUGGCCACACGUGGGAUGUUGUUUCGCUCGGCUGUGGUGUCCACGUAUCACAACCUGGAAGUUUGGAUCGCCAAAGGUAAGGCCUGGACUCAAAUGAGUGAAGCAUUUUCCCGCAUUGUGCGGCGCCUCCUCUGCCGCGACAUCCCGGGUGACGCGCUCUUCAGGGUGCCGCCUGCGCUUGCUCACUGGGCGACGGAUUGUUGGCCCCUGGACCUUUAUGCCAGGCGUAGCAGAAUCUCUGCCCUGGUAUCCUUGGCAAGAAGGGGCCCAGAGGUGCUAUGGGCUAUGAUCCAGCAUGAGAAAUGCUGGGGCCAGCAGCUGUGCGAAGACCUACGGUGGUUGGUGGCCGGAGAUGAAGAAUCCUGGCCGGAGGCACAGGCUGCAGCAUGGGCACAGUGGUGGCACCUACUUCGAAGCCACCCACAGCGCGUGAAACCGCGGGCACAACGGAAAAAUGAGUUGGACUUCACUGCCUACAAGGAGCGUGCAGCAGUGGAAGUUUGUCUGUGGUUGCUAUCCAGGGACGUGAAGGAAGGACCGGAUGAACUCAGAUGCCCUGGACUAUGGCGCUGCACAAUGUGCAGCAAGACAUUUCGCAAGCGAGCAGGGCUGAGCGUGCACUACUUCAAAACACAUGGCAGGUGUGCUGAAUAUCGGCGGUAUAUCCGGGGAAGCCGCUGCGAAUGCUGCGGUACCGAGUACUGGACUACUGGCCGGCUGGAGGACCACCUACGUUCCAGUGUCAAGUGUGUCCGGGCCAUAAAGCGUCUUCGGCGACCCAAUGCUGAAAUUUGUCCGGGAUAUGGCAGUCGUCAUCGCCGACGCCAUGAGAAUGACCACUACACCCCGGCGCCUCCAAGGCCGGGAGAUGGUUUGGACAUUGAGGAAAUGCAGCCGGAGUGGAGCAGCUGGCAGAAAGAUCUGCAUGCUGCCAUGUGCGAGAUCCUCUUGACCCAACCGUUCCCGAACGACGUGGAGGUUCAGCUACGAGGCCAGCUGAAGAAGAUCCCACUCUACCCGGAGGAGAUACGCGAGGUCGUGGUCUACUUGCGGGCGGAGGUCGACUACAUCCACGUGGAGGCUGGCGUGGAGCAAUGGACGAACGAGCAGUACAGUGAGAUCCACACUGCGCUGCCACGAUUGGGCGAGCAUCGCGAUGAGGACGUGUCGGAGGACCGGCGAGGUCUGGAUACCCUCGACAGCUCUGCCGCCUUCAAGGACGCUAUGGCCACUUUUGAUUGGCGGAUGGCGUGUAUGAAGUUGAGGACUGAGCACGGGACCCGCAACACCCCACUGUUUCAACUCCCUGCUAGCUGGGAAGCUGUGUGGCAGCAGGAGAGAAGUGGGCUACUGAACAUAGCCGUGGUCAAAGCGCCUGACUCCUUUUGGAAGCAUCCGGUGGCAGUGCCUUUCUGCCUUUUCCGGGAGCUGCUCAACCACUGUGUCCGACCGCCAUUCGAAGACAUGAUGAAGGCGGUGGAUGAUGCGGCUACGAUGUUCAGCGCAGAGAACUUCGAACGGCAAGGCCUUUCGAAGCUCUUCCGGGUGCCCGGCGUCCAGCGAUUCACCGAGAAUCUGAAUGGCACCGGUAAUCGGGAGACCAGUCCCGGCCGGGAUGCCUUCCCCAGUAUGGAUUCUACCGACAUCGAGACCAGCGAUUCCCUGGAGAAGCUGAUUGCACAACAGGUAUCCAAUGAGCUCCUCCUGCUGGAGAUGAAGGAAGAGUGGGACGAGUUGGCGACCUACACCCCAUACUUCCUGGUGUGGGGUCGCCUGUCUCAGCUGAGGCUUUUGCUCCGUACUUCAAGGUAA